Molecule: messenger RNA, 2313 nt
Organism: Scleropages formosus (Asian bonytongue)
Lineage: Eukaryota; Metazoa; Chordata; Actinopteri; Osteoglossiformes; Osteoglossidae
Gene: efhc2
Product: EF-hand domain (C-terminal) containing 2
Exons: 15
Coding region: 56-2254 (732 amino acids)
Biological process (GO): regulation of neuron projection development
Cellular component (GO): microtubule
Source: RefSeq, a predicted model, not a curated record
CGGCUCCAUCGGCCACCUGAGCGCUGCACACACUUGGCACGGACAGCCCUCCGCCAUGGCUCUGCCCCUACUGCUGAGACACCCUUCCAGGAAAAAUCUAGGAAGAGAGAAAUUCCACAAAGCCCACCACUUUGACUACUCUGGAGGUGUUCCCAUGGUGGCUCCGCAGAAGGCCCAUACCCAGCCAUGGUACCCUGUGUUCCCCCAAGCAAAGGACAGUCACUACCCCCCAUGGCUGGCCUUUGACAAACAGGUGCUCUGCUUCGAUGCCCACUUCCAGGAGACUGUGACCGAGAAGCGGGAGGAGACGUACAGGAUCAGGAAGUGUAAGAUCUACUUCUACUUGGAGGAUGACACCAUACAGGUUGUGGAGCCCGAAUACAAGAACAGUGGGAUACCACAAGGAACCCUGAUCCAUCGCCACCGCAUCCCCCUCCCAUCCCCCGAUGAUGACCAGUUUUACACCGUGUACCAUUUCAACCUGAACCAGGACGUGGUGCUGUAUUCCCGUACCUUCAGAAUCGCAGACUGCGAUCCCUUCACACGCACCUUCCUACAGAAGCUGGGCGUGCGGCUGAACCCACCUGACUCUGUCCCAGAGGACCCGUACAGCAAGCUGCGCAAACAGAUGGAGGACAGCAUGAAGCCCCUGCGGCCGUACGAGAGGUGGGACACGCUGAAGCAGUUCCUGGAGCACGACCGCAACGUGCUGCGCUUCUUCUGCCUGUGGGACGACUCGGAGAACAUGUCCGGGGACCCCCGUGAGCUUGUUCUGCACUAUUUCCUGGCCGACGAUACCAUCGAAAUCCGGGAGGUUGUCCACCCCAACUCAGGCCGUGAUGCCGUGCCCAAGUUCCUACACAGAAGCAAGUUGCCUAAGCACGCUCCUGCCGUGAGGUAUCAGCCUGGGGAGGCGACGGACCGAACGGUGCUCAACGUCUUCGGGCCGGUGGGCCGCGGUGGGCGCUAUAUCCUGGACUGCCAGAAAACGGGCGCCGUGCAGCAGGACUUCUACAAGGACAGCGACCUGAUGCUGGGAGCCGUCAUCAACGUCUGGGGCCGGAAGGUGCUGCUCUGCGACUGCGAUGACUUCACCAAGCGGUUCUACCGCACCAAGUACGGCGUAGAGGACUUCACACCCGUGCCCCGCCGGCCCCCCCCGGCCCCCGAGCCGCCCAGGCCGGUGCCCCCCUACAAUGGCUUUGGCUCCGAGGAAGACUCCCUUUGCUCCUGUGAGGGACUGCUGCCCAAACCCCCGCGCAGGGACUUCGGGAAGUUCAUGGCGAAAGACAGGCAGGGCCUGCUGAGCCAUGUGCUGCGCUUUGUGGGCAGAAUGGUGAGCGAUGACCCGGUCAACAAGGAGAGGCGCUUCAUCAUCUCCUUCUAUCUCAGCGACGACACCAUCUCUGUGUUUGAACCGGCCCAAAGAAAUUUAGGGGUGCUCGGCGGCAAGUUCCUGGAGAGGUGCCGGGUGAGAAAGCCGGGCCAGGAUGUGUUCAAGAGCGAGCCGUCGCAGUACUUCCAGGCCUGGGACCUGUACGUGGGGGCCCGCGUGUGUCUGCACCAACAUGAAUUUGAGCUGCUCCACGCUGAUGAGUACACCUUGAGCUACAUGGAGAGGCAUGCGGAGGAGUUUCCGCAGGCCGACAUCGCUGCCGUUCUGAGCAAGCUGAAGUCCAUGAGCGAGGACGGGAGGAAGGAGAUGAAGCGGUUCUUCUCCACCUGUGACCCUGGGAACAUGGGAGUCCUUCCGCUGGAGUCCCUCAGGACCCUGCUGGAUGGGAUAAACUACCGGUUGUCAGGCCACGAGAUCCUGACCCUGGGCCGCAACUACGCCGUCCGCGACCCCCCCGAGGACGACCUGGCUUCCCUUCUGGCCGCGGCCCAGGACCACCUGAGCAGGAAACACUUUGAGAACUUCCCGGAGAUGAGCGGGGCCUUUGCUCACGAGGACCGCGACAGAAGCGGGCGGCUGAACAGCAAAGUGGUGAGGACUGUGUGCAAAGCCUUCAAGCUGCCUCUGCCGGAUGAGCUGCUAUUGACCAUCCUCAACAGGUUCAAGACAGAGACCGAUGAGAUGGACUACCAUGCCUUCCUGUCUGGCAUCAACUGGAGGGAGAAUCCAGCUCCUCUGGUUCCACCUGACAACACGGUGCAAGUGCACACAGUCUGGACUGGUGAAGCUACAGGCCCACCAAUACAGCUUAUUAACUUCUCCACCUUAAUGGAAGAUCUCUUCGGAAAGCAGGAAUAAAGAACAUUAGUGGCAAGUGUCCCCUGGAACUCGAAACAAACGCCCCUUCCCACCAACAA